Messenger RNA from Larimichthys crocea (large yellow croaker), 1195 nucleotides. RefSeq names its product proteasome 20S subunit beta 13a (gene psmb13a). Gene Ontology annotation, cellular component: cytoplasm; proteasome core complex. Gene Ontology annotation, molecular function: threonine-type endopeptidase activity. Lineage: Eukaryota; Metazoa; Chordata; Actinopteri; Sciaenidae. The transcript has 8 exons. The record is from RefSeq and is a predicted model, not a curated record. The coding region runs from base 71 to 898 and encodes 275 amino acids.
GAGAGGCGACGCUCAGAACAGCGACCUCAGGCGCACAGGGACGCGCAGAGAAGCCGCAGUCAGAUGCAGUAUGGCGCUAUCAAAUGUCCUCGAACCUCCUGUCUCUGGGUUUAAUUUCGACAACGCAGCGAGGAAUGCUGCAUUAGAGGGUCUGUUUGAUGGAGGACAGGCACCUAAACCUCUGAAAACAGGCACCACGAUCGCAGGAGUGGUGUUCAAGGAUGGGGUGGUGCUCGGAGCAGACACGAGAGCUACCUCCAGUGAAGUGGUGGCCGACAAGAUGUGUGCAAAGAUCCAUUACAUUGCUCCAAAUAUAUACUGUUGUGGAGCAGGUACAGCAGCAGAUACAGAGAAGACCACAGAGCUCCUCUCUUCCAACCUCACCAUCUUCUCUCUGAACAGCGGGAGGAACCCUCGCGUCGUCAUGGCUGUCAACAUACUACAGGACAUGCUGUACAGGUAUCACGGUCAAAUUGGUGCUAAUCUUAUACUGGGAGGAGUAGAUUGCACUGGGAAUCACCUGUACACAGUGGGACCAUAUGGAAGUGUAAAUCAGGUGCCUUACCUUGCAAUGGGAUCUGGUGAUCUGGCUGCUCUUGGGAUCCUAGAGGACGGGUUCAAACCCGAUCUAGAGUUGGAAAAGGCAAAGGAGCUCGUGCGCAAUGCCAUCCACGCAGGCAUCAUGAGUGACCUCGGCUCAGGCAACAACAUCGACAUCUGUGUCAUCACCAAACAAGGAGUGGACUACAUCAGGCCGUACCAGGAGUCAGAGUACAAAGACAACAGGAAAAUGAAAUACAGAUAUCGACCAGGUACAACACCAGUUCUGACAGAGAAAGUCGUCCCCUUAAAGCUGGAGGUUGUACAGGAGACUGUGCAGCAGAUGGAUACAGCCUGACCUACUACACACUAUCACACCACAUGAAUACCACAACAUUCAUCAGUGAACGUCUUUAAUUCGUAUUACAUUUGUUAUUCACUAGAAUUCAAAUAUAAGCAGUGAAAUAUCUCAGACAUUUUAUUAACACUGUCAUCAUGGUUUCUACUCCGCUGCUAUGCUUCACUGUGAUGUGGAGUAGUUGAGAAACUCUGUGAUACUGCAGAGGCACUGACCACAGCAAGCAGGAAGACUGUAACGUGUUUUUAUAAUACGGGAAAAAUAAUAAAAAAUCAAUCAAUAAAAUUCAGUUUGACC